UUGACAUUGCCGCUUUAAAGAGGAGAAGUAUAUCAACUUCGGUUGGCUGGUGGCACUGAAAAUUUUGUACAUUUUGUGCAAAUCUGGUCGAAUCAUUUGUGAUAAUAUAGAAAAAUCAUCUGUCCAUAGAACAUACCGCAGUUAUCGAACCGAGAUUAUGGCUUACCUAUAUGGGGUAACUGCACAGAAGCCGACUGCGGUUACGGCGUGUGCCACCGGCAACUUCACAUCCGAAAAUGACUUGAAUCUUAUUGUCGCUAAAAACUCACAGAUAGAUCUGUAUCUGGUGUCCCCUGAAGGCUUGCGUCCGCUUAAGGAAGUGAAUAUCUACGGACAAAUUGCUGUGAUGAAGCAUUUUCGGCCAGCGGACUCCAACAAGGAUUUGAUAUUUAUUUUGACUGCACGAUAUAAUGCGAUGAUUUUGGAAUUCAAAAUGAUUCGGGAUGAAAUCAAUAUAAUAACUAAGGCGCAUGGAAAUGUUGCAGAUCAAGUUGGCAAACCGUCUGAGAGCGGGAUCAUUGCCGUGAUUGACCCGAAAGCAAGGGUGAUCGGGAUGAGUUUGUAUGUUGGAGUUUUCACUAUAAUUCCACUCGAUAAGGAUACGAGUGAAUUGAAAGCGACGAGUUUAAGAAUGGAUGAGCACAGUAUCUACGACGUGGAGUUUCUGCACGGAUGUGCCAAUCCAACAAUCAUUGUUAUUCACAAGGAUACAGACGGAAGGCACGUAAAAACUCAUGAGAUUAAUCUUCGCGACAAGGAGUUCACUAAGAUCGCAUGGAAACAGGAUAACGUUGAGACUGAAGCAACGAUGCUUAUACCGGUUCCAACGCCUUUGGGUGGGGCGAUAGUAGUCGGCCGGGAAUCUAUAGUAUAUCACGAUGGGAUAGUUUACACUGCAGUGGCGCCGUCUAUUUUCAAGCAAAGCACUAUCAAUUGCUACGCACGUGUAGACAGUAAAGGUUUGCGAUAUUUACUUGGUAACAUGUACGGUCAACUAUUUAUGCUGCUCUUAAUAACUGAGGAGAAUCCGAAAGGGGUUCUGACGGUGAAGGAACUCGAGGUGGAAUUGUUAGGAGAAAUAUCUACGCCUGAAUGCAUUACUUAUCUUGACAAUGGUGUCUUGUUUAUUGGGUCUAGACAUGGCGAUUCGCAGUUAGUAAAAUUGACGAAAAUAAAAAAUGAAAACGGGUCGUACGUGAUACCCAUGGAGACUUUCACAAAUUUGGGUCCCAUUUUAGAUUUAUGCGUCGUUGAUCUAGAUAGGCAGGGACAAGGUCAGAUUAUUACAUGCUCAGGCAGUUAUAAAGAAGGAUCUCUGCGAAUAAUAAGGAUUGGUAUUGGUAUUCAGGAGCAUGCUUGCAUCGAUCUGCCCGGCAUCAAAGGCAUGUGGUCACUGAAAGUAGGCAUUGAUGACACACCAUUCGAAAAUACUCUUGUACUAGCGUUCGUUGGGCACACAAGAAUUCUGACUUUAACAGGGGAAGAAGUGGAAGAGACGGAAAUUCAAGGUUUCUUGAACGAUCAGCAAACGUUUUACUGCGGUAACGUCGAAUAUGAUCAAAUUAUUCAAGUCACACCGCUCACUGCAAGACUUGUAAAAUGCAGUACGCGUCAGUUGGUGAGUGAGUGGAAACCGCCUGGCGAUAAACGAAUUGGUGUCGUUGGUUGCAACCCUUCACAACUAGUGUGCGCAUCCGCUUGUGACUUAUACUACAUUGAGAUCGAGGACGGAAAAUUAGUGGAACGCAAUCAUAAAGCUUUAGAGUAUGAAGUUGCCUGUCUGGAUAUCACACCGCUUGAUGAGAACAAGUCGAAAUCAGAUUUAGUCGUUGUUGGAUUAUGGACGGACAUUUCAGCAGUUAUAAUCACUUUGCCUGACUUAGAAACGAUGUACACAGAGAAAUUGGGAGGAGAAAUUAUUCCGAGAUCUAUUCUAAUGACAACAUUCGAAGGAAUUAAUUAUUUGCUGUGCGCGCUUGGAGAUGGCUCAAUGUUCUAUUUCAAUCUGAACAAGACAGACGGAUCGCUAACUGAUAAAAAGAAAGUUACUCUCGGAACCCAACCGACCAUUUUAAAGACUUUCAAAUCCUUCUCGACUACCAAUGUUUUUGCUUGCUCCGAUCGGCCGACAGUGAUAUAUUCAUCGAACCACAAACUCGUAUUUUCUAAUGUGAAUUUGAAAGAGGUAAAUCACAUGUGCUCGCUAAACGCAGAGGCUUAUCCAGACAGCUUAGCACUGGCCACCAAGAACUCAGUAAUCUUGGGUACGAUUGAUGAGAUUCAAAAGUUACACAUCAGGACAGUUCCAUUAGGCGAGGGACCCCGUCGAAUUGCCUAUCAAGAAAGCUCUCAAACGUUUGCAGUGUCCACGUUCCGAACCGAUAUUCAGGAUAAAUCGGGCUUAGUGCCAGCUCGACCAAGUGCUUCGACGCAGACCCAAAACAUCACAAUGUCUGCUAACACUCUGCCUAAACCUGGAGCUGGAACGUCUGGGUCGAAUAGUGAGAUCGGGCAGGAAGUUGAAACAAAUAAUUUGUUGAUUAUUGAUCAGAAUACAUUCGAAGUGCUUCACGCGCAUCAAUUCAUGCAGAAUGAGUAUGUGGUUUCUCUGAUGUCGGCGAAGUUAGGUGACGAUCCGCAAACGUAUUAUGUCGUUUCAACUGCCUUAGUUUAUUUUGAUGAAGCGGAACCUAAGAUCGGUCGAAUCAUAAUUUUCCACUACUUAGAUGGGAAACUCAUUCAAAUAGCAGAAACUAAAAUCGAUGGUUCUUGCCAUUCUUUAGUUGAAUUUAACGGAAAGGUUUUGGCUGGUAUCAAUAGCUUUGUUAGGUUGUACGAAUGGACGAGCGAGAAGGAGCUACGAAUGGAAUGUAACAUACAAAACAAUAUAACAGCUUUAUAUCUGAAAGCCAAAGGUGAUUUUAUACUGGUGGGUGAUUUGAUGCGUUCGAUUACGCUACUGCAACACAAGCAAAUGGAAGGAGUUUUUGUGGAAAUUGCAAGGGAUUGUGAUCCUAAGUGGAUGAGAGCAGUAGAGAUUUUGGAUGACGAUACUUUCCUUGGUUCGGAGAACUGUUGUAAUUUAUUCGUGUGCCAGAAAGAUAGCGCUGCAACAGCAGAUGAAGAACGUCAAUUAUUGCCAGAAGUUGCUAGGUUCCAUUUAGGGGAUAUUGUGAAUGUAUUCCGGCACGGUUCGUUGGUAAUGCAAAACGUGGGGGAGCGAACAACGCCGACCCAAGGUUGUGUAUUGUACGGGACUGUGUAUGGUGCGAUAGGGAUUGUUACGCAAAUUCCUCAAGAUUUCUACGAAUUUUUGCAUAGUCUUGAAGAAAGACUGACACAUACCAUUAAAAGUGUAGGAAAAAUCGAGCAUUCAUUUUGGCGAAGUUAUCAUUCGGGUCAAAAGACCGAGCCUUGUGAGGGUUUCAUUGACGGAGAUCUAAUUGAAUGCUUUUUAGAUUUAAGUCGAGAAAAAAUGCGAGAAACUGUUGAAGGGUUGGAGAUGAGUGUAAAUGGAGUGAAACAAGAAGCGACAGUGGACGAUGUUAUCAAAAUAGUGGAGGACCUAACGAGAAUUCAUUAAUACUAUACUGGGCCGUAAUUUUAUUCUUUACUAUAAUUGAUACUGGAAUCUUAUAUUUGGUUUAGUAUUAUAAAGAUGUUAUCCGAAGAGAAGAAUGUAUUCGAUUUUAUUUCAGGAAAAUUGUAUGGAAAUUGUUCGUUUUAGUUGACUGCAAGCAACUUAAGUGGAAUAUAUAUUCAUAAUAAAAGAGACUUUGAAAAUGUUUUCAAGGUGAAAUACGUAAACA
Messenger RNA from Hermetia illucens (black soldier fly), 3809 nucleotides. RefSeq names its product DNA damage-binding protein 1 (gene pic). Gene Ontology annotation, biological process: proteasome-mediated ubiquitin-dependent protein catabolic process; DNA repair. The record is from RefSeq and is a predicted model, not a curated record. Gene Ontology annotation, molecular function: nucleic acid binding; protein binding. NCBI's taxonomy places the organism in Eukaryota, Metazoa, Arthropoda, Insecta, Diptera, Stratiomyidae. The transcript is spliced from 14 exons. Bases 158 to 3583 code for a protein of 1141 amino acids. Gene Ontology annotation, cellular component: site of double-strand break; nucleus.